AUGUACGAAGGGAUUGACAACCUGAAAUCCCUUUACGACCGUGCCGGGAAGACUUUCUCCAGCGGUCCUUCUGCGGUACAGGACGUUCUGCAUCGUACUGCUCGACCAGACCCAGUACGUCAACCAUCAGUGGGGAGCGGGGCUCCCAAGUAUCCCAGUACGGGGGAUAGCCGCGCCACCGGAAGAGAUAACUCGUCCGACGUCCGUUCACGUCGCGGUGGUUCAACAGCUGCUCAACCAGAUAGCGCUGGCCACCGCGAGAGUUCUCUAAUGGAGUUGGAGGAGGAUGGAAGACGCUCUCCACACAAUCGUGGGGAAGCGUGUGUUCCCGAGAGAUUCUUUGAUCGCGUAACGCAAGGGUUACGCGGCGAUCUCGAACAUGAGCGGGACAGGCGUCUCCAACUGGCGGACACUGUCUCGAAGCAUCGUGCUGAGUUUGCCAUUGCUCAUCUUGAGAACGAGAGCUCUGACGUCUCUGCGUGA
This is a messenger RNA of Peronospora matthiolae, 483 nucleotides long. The record is from the annotation of a GenBank genome assembly. NCBI's taxonomy places the organism in Eukaryota, Oomycota, Peronosporomycetes, Peronosporales, Peronosporaceae.